GUUUGGUUGAACAGGUUAAGAAGAUGAUAAUCCAUGCAGUUGAUAAGUCUCUCCGAAACUUAAGUGGAGAGAAGUCUCCAGAACCCAAAGAGAAGAACAAUUUUAAGAGAAGGAACAAGUCAAAGGGUAAAGGCAAAGCAGUUGUGAAGGCUCUCAAAGACUUACCUCCAAGUGAAAAGUCUUCUGAAGCCGAAGAGGAGAAAUCAAAGAUGAUAGUCAAUCCAAUCGAUAAGUCUCUCGAAGACUUUCCACCAACUCAACAGAAGUCUCUGGAAACCGAAGAGAAGAGAAAACCAAAGAUAGUGAAGACAUACGUGCGGAGAAAAAAUCUGGGAAGUCAAGAAACACGUAGACAUUGGCUAAUUACAAAAGGAGAAGAGUAGGAGUAAUUGUUAGUUGCAUCUCAAAACUCAUCUGUUUUGUUGUCCGUAUAUAUAUAUUUUUUUGGCAUAAUUUGUAAAUCUCGCCUCAAUCAUCUUACUCUGUGAAGUACUCAAGUCUGAGAAGUAGUUAACUUCACUCCUCGAGAUGUAAGCUGGAGUAAACUAAUAGGAAAAAGAGUUAAACUGAUUUAAGUUUAAAUACA
Messenger RNA from Camelina sativa (false flax), 586 nucleotides. The record is from RefSeq and is a predicted model, not a curated record. Lineage: Eukaryota; Viridiplantae; Streptophyta; Magnoliopsida; Brassicales; Brassicaceae.